AUGGAAUUGAGGGAAUACGAUGGCCGCCGUUACGAGUACAGCGCGGCGCAAUCUCCACCCACAGACUGGCAGCCCAGCAGUCCCUCCAUCGCCAGGAAACCGGUAGGCGCAAUGAGGGAGACGCCGCCCUUGGGAUCUCCAGAUUAUGCCUCUCAAUCCUUUUCGAACCGCGUCGCCCAGGGCCCUUAUUUUCCUCGUCAGAUUGACCCGAAUGUCGAUACAGCUUACUAUGGCUCGCCCACGCCGUUGGGCAUCUGGGAGCCCACCCAGCCAGCGCCCCAAGUUGGACCUGGCCAACAACCACAGCAACAACAACAACCACCACAGAUGAGGCCACAGAAUUACCGAUACGACAGCGAAGCAUCUCUUCUUAGCCCUUACCAUUUUGAGGGUAUCCCAAGGCAAAGCCCGCCCGAUACUCCAGGUCCCCCGCGCCAGUCGCGAGGCAGGAGAUGCUUCAAUUGGUGGUUGAUGGAAUGGAAGCCAUCAUGGAGCAUGUAUUUUCUCGUCUUCUCUGGCAUCGCCUUUGCCAUGGGACACCACUUUUUCUACAAGGGCCUCCACGGAAAAGUCGCAAAAGAUCAGCAAGGAAUGUUUCGUUAUGGAGCCCUCCUCGCCUUUCUCUCCAAAGCGUGCUUUCUGAAUGCAGUGGUGCUCGCAUUUCGACAGCGCGUCCUAAUGAUGAUUCGUCGCAAAAUGCUUUCCCUUGCGACACUCGACUCACUUUUUGCGGCUUCCGAGGACCUGACGGCCCUGCUCAACUGGGAGGCUUGGGUGAAUGCCAAGUUUGCCAUGGGUUUGACAAUCUUCAUCUGGAUGUCGCCACUUAUCGUCAUCCUGGCGUCGUACACGCUGACGGUUAUGCCCCAGAGGGUGCAGGAGACAACAAAGUGCCCCGAGAUCCGGACACUCAACUUUUCGCACGAACAGGUCCCCAACUGGUGGAGUCCGAUCCGAGAAAAAGGGCUGAUCGAGUUGUCUGUUUCUUUGUGGAACACGACCACUCCAGGACAAAACAUCGAGUUGGACCCUAACGGGUAUGACUAUUGGACAAAGGCCAGCCAGCAGUUCAGGUCAAUCGCUCUCAAGACUGCAUAUACUCAGCAAGCGGUCAUGCGGAAGGAUGCGCCUAUACAGAUUUGCGGUCGAGGAUGGAAUUGCAGCUAUGUCAUCGAGUUUGAGGCCCCUGGAUACAGAUGCCAGUCGCUGGCCUCCGGGGUGGGCGACACGGUCAAGAAGCUGGGGGAUGCGGAAUGCCCUUUUGACACGGAUGAUCUUUUACCACGAGGAAACUUUUCUUACAUUGCCAACACCUACGAGGGGGACUACGGGAACCCACAAAUCGACGGAGGGCCUGGGGGAAGACCCAAAGCGAGCAUGAAGCGUCCAUACCCCAAGAACCUGGGUGCUCUCCGGACGGAACCCAUCCUGUGGUUUGGCUUCGCCGAUGUCCAAGAUAGAUCCAAGGUGCAGCCCGCGAACAGGACCGUCAAGGGUUGGAAUUCUGCAUACACACCCACCAUUUUCGGAUGCGAGCACUACGAGACCAAGUACACUGUGCAGGUCAACCAUACCGGCGGCACCCAAACGCACAAGGUCAAGAAGCGCGAGUUUCUCCGAAAGGUGGUCGAUACAACUUACGUGCCCGACAAGAAGGACCCGGACAGGAGGCUGAAGGAUCGGAUUGUGGCUGUUCCCGAGGAAAACUACAUCAUGCCACAAAACGUCAGCAUAUAUCGACAAAAGAUGGCAUACCACGCAGUAGGCAGCCUGUUGCGCGAGCUCGUCAACGGGACCAUCACGAUGCCGUUCUACAUCGUAGAGACCAUGGCGAUCGAGACGCGGCUGAUCGACAGACUCAAUUAUCUACCCAUCGCGAACUUCCAAGACGAGCUGCAGGACUUUUACGAGGAGAUUCUCAUGUCCUUCUUUUCGGAUCCGCAGUUUAUCGUCGUGUCGUGGGCAAGCGAUCCUUCGAAAUGGUCAGGAUCGGCCGAGGGCGGUAACAAAACCGACUAUGACUGCGUGCGAUUCCAGCUCAGAAACUGCUAUUUCUACAAUUAUGCACAGCUCUGGGCCGUUUACGCGAUAUCUAUGGGCAUCACUGUCGUUGCCGUUGCGUCGGGGGUGGCGGCGAUGGAGGAGGACUCGUUGAUGCGCAGUCUAAGCUUUUCGGCCAUCCUCGCUGCGACCAGAGGAAGCAGUCUCGACAAGCUACGAUGGGAAAAGGGCGCAGAGAUAAAGAACAGCAAGAUUGGGUUUGGCCUUGUAUCGGGUGAAACUGGAGAGAGGGCGUAUUCCUUUGGAGUGGAAGGAGAUGUGAGCCAGGAGAAGACGGCGAGGUCAACAUCGCGGUCGCCGGCAAUAUCAGUCAGGGACUGGGGAGAUAGGGCAGCUCGGAGGGUGAGCUAUGCCAUGUUGAAUAGGAGGGAUCGAGAAGGAUCUUGA
Molecule: messenger RNA, 2448 nt
Organism: Fusarium falciforme
Lineage: Eukaryota; Fungi; Ascomycota; Sordariomycetes; Hypocreales; Nectriaceae
Exons: 1
Coding region: 1-2448 (815 amino acids)
Source: RefSeq, a predicted model, not a curated record